AAGAAAAAGAAAAUGGAGAGAGACGCCAAAACUCAGCCUCAAUCUGCGUAGCCAAGGAAAGGGGCGUGCUGCUGUUUGCUGAGUAUGAAUAUAUAAACAACCAUCAGUCCAUAGCCUCUUCCUUCUCGUUUAAUAUAUUCAAUAUCUAUUCUAGCUUCUUUUAUUUUUUUGUCUUUGAAUUAUUAUAUCCAAAUCUCAAAAUUCUUUUUCUCUGAACUGAUCUCAGAUUCGCACUCCAAAACCCACUUUCCAAAACCCGAAAAUUGCUAAAUCCAAACAUUUUCUUAAUCCCUACAACUUAUCCUUUUGCUUUCCAUUACUUUUUGAACAAAUCCAGCUGCUGCUUUGCUUUAUAUCCAGGUUUUCAUGUCUUUCCCCUCUCGCCACCUCUUUGUCUCUGUGUUUUCCUCGCUUUUGCUGUUCUGUUUUGAUUGAAUAAACCAAUUGCUUCUGCUGAAAUUUGAUUGACUUGGGUGCUCCAGUGAGUUGACUGGAAGGGAAUCACUGAAAAAGAGGUUAACUGGGUUUUGUCCCAAAAAGGAUUCUGUGACGAAGUUUUUCCACUUUUCUAUGUUGAUCGCUUCAUGAAUUGAAGUUUUGAAAUGUUUAUCGUACAAUUUGCGAAAAAGGAUUACUCUAUGAAGCUGGAUGAAGUGAUUAAGCUAGAUAAGAUUUUAUCAUUUUUGAGGCUUUAGGAUUAUUAAGUGUUCAAUUUCAAAUUUUGGUGUUGGGAUGGGCUGCGAGUGUUCGAAGCUCUCCGCCUGUUGUUGGACUUCUGAGUUUGAUGGAUCAAUUCCCGAGGGCCAAAAUGAGGAAAAUGAGGAGAGGAAGGAAGUUGAUGAGUUGCCUGCAUUCCGUGAAUACACCAUUGAGACGCUCAAGAUGGCAACAUCUGGAUUUGCUGUGGAGAAUAUAGUUUCUGAACAUGGGGAAAAGGCUCCCAACGUGGUUUAUAGGGGUAAGUUUGAGAAUCAGAGGAGGAUAGCCGUAAAACGAUUUAAUAGAUCUGCUUGGCCUGAUGCUAGACAGUUUUUGGAAGAAGCAAGAGCUGUUGGUCAGCUUCGGAACCAUAGGCUGGCAAAUUUACUUGGUUGUUGCUGUGAAGGGGAUGAGAGGCUACUUGUUACAGAAUUUAUGCCCAAUGAUACAUUAGCAAAACACUUAUUUCACUGGGAAACGCAACCAAUGAAAUGGGCAAUACGACUUAGGGUGGCUUUACAUAUAGCACAAGCUCUAGAAUAUUGUACUAGUAAAGGGCGUGCUCUGUAUCAUGAUCUGAAUGCUUAUAGGAUUGUUUUUGAUGAUGAGGGUAACCCUCGACUUUCAUGCUUUGGUCUGAUGAAGAACAGCAGAGAUGGAAAAAGUUAUAGUACAAACCUGGCAUUUACUCCUCCUGAGUAUCUGAGAACAGGGAGAGUAACACCAGAAAGUGUAAUGUAUAGCUUCGGUACCCUUUUGCUUGACCUCCUUAGUGGAAAACAUAUUCCUCCCAGCCACGCUUUGGACUUAAUAAGGGACAGGAAUAUUCAGAUGCUUACUGAUUCUUGCUUGGAAGGCCAAUUUACAAAUGAUGAUGGGACUGAAUUGGUCCGAUUAGCCUCUCGAUGUUUGCAGUAUGAGCCUCGUGAGCGGCCAAAUCCAAAGUCAUUAGUUGCUGCAUUGAUUCCACUUCAGAAGGAUACUGAGGUUCCUUCUCAUGUAUUGAUGGGUAUACCAGAUGGUGCUGCACCUUUACCUUUGUCACCCCUCGGUGAGGCUUGCUUAAGAAUGGAUUUGACUGCCAUACAUGAGAUCAUAGAAAAGAUUGGAUAUAAAGAUGAUGAGGGUGCGGCUACUGAGCUCUCAUUCCAAAUGUGGACCAAUCAGAUGCAGGAAACAUUAAAUUCAAAGAAAAAGGGUGAUGUUGCCUUCCGGCAUAAAGAUUUUAGAGCUGCCAUUGAAUGCUAUUCCCAGUUCAUUGAGGUUGGAACCAUGGUUUCUCCAACUGUCUAUGCACGCCGAAGUCUAUCUUAUCUUAUGAACGAAAUGCCACAGGAAGCCCUUAAUGAUGCAGUGCAAGCCCAAGUAAUAUCCCCUAUUUGGAAUAUUGCAUCCUAUUUACAGGCAACAGCUCUUUUUGCAUUGGGAAGGGAGAGUGAGGCACAAGCAGCUCUUAAAGAGGGAUCAACACUUGAAAAUAACAAGACAACAAAUGCUUGAUGAUAGAAAAUGAUGAUGCUCAAUAAAGCUGUUCUUUAAUUGCUCUUCCUUGAGAUGACCACCAAGGGCAAACACAAGCUUAAUUUUGAGCUGAUCAAGUGUUGUUAAGCCUCACAGUGAACCUUCGUGUGGGCCAUAAAUGGUCCCCAUCUUCUGCAUGUGAUUGGUUGUCAUCUUUAAGAAUUCUUUCCAAAAAUUAUUGGAUGGGUAGGUUUUUGUCAGUGCUGGGUAUUUGCCAUAUUGGGACACUCAUUCACAUAUGAACAAUCUACCCUGGUUUCUGUUUGCUGACCUUUUCCAAUACACCAAUCUAGGGAAAUAAUAAAGACAAUCGUGGGAUAGAUUACAUGUUUGUAGAGGGAUUCAGGCAUUCAGCUCUUGUUUAAAGUUGCAUUUAGAGCGUGAAUAGAAGUCUCUGCGAUCCUUGUAAUUUAUGUACAGUGCUAUUGGUUGUGGUUGCUGAAGGUGAGGUGAAAUGGGCUUUUUAUUUCUUCGUAUGCUGUUGCGAAGUUUGUGAAUUAAUAUUAUUGCUUUCCAUUCGAGUCUUA
This is a messenger RNA of Hevea brasiliensis (rubber tree), 2747 nucleotides long. Its product is annotated as serine/threonine-protein kinase BSK7. Lineage: Eukaryota; Viridiplantae; Streptophyta; Magnoliopsida; Malpighiales; Euphorbiaceae. The record is from RefSeq and is a predicted model, not a curated record. Gene Ontology annotation, biological process: brassinosteroid mediated signaling pathway; protein phosphorylation. Gene Ontology annotation, molecular function: protein binding; ATP binding; protein kinase activity. The transcript has 11 exons. The coding region runs from base 733 to 2199 and encodes 488 amino acids.